CACGAAUAAGCAUAUUAUUGAGCAAGAAUGGAAGUAAAAUAUACAUGCACGCUUCUCUCUUUAAUCUUCUCAAUUCUCAUUUACAAGUUUCUGUCAAAUGCAAGAAAACGGCGCCAGAAUCUGCCACCAAGUCCGCCUUCAGCUCUUCCAAUCAUUGGCCACCUCCACCUUCUGAAACCUCCACUCCAUAGAAUCCUACAUCAGUUUUCAAAGAAACAUGGACCAAUAUUUUCACUCCGCUUCGGUUGCCGCUUUGUGGUGGUUGUUUCAUCAUCAUCUUUGGUGAAAGAAUGUUUCACCGAGAACGACCUCGUUUUGGCCGGUCGUCCUCGUACCGCCAUUGGCAAGCAUUUUGGCUACAAUAACACCACUAUUAUCUUAGCUCCCUACGGUGACCACUGGCGGAACCUCCGCCGCCUGUGCGACGUCGAAAUUUUUUCCCCCCCUCGACUCAACACGUUUCUUCCAAUUAGGCUAGACGAGAUCAAUCGUUUACUGAGCAAUUUAUACAAAAUUUCGUCGGCCGGGUUCGCCAAGGUGAAUUUGGAAGCAAAAAUAAUGGAGAUGACCUUUAAUAACAUAAUGAGAAUGCUCGCCGGAAAACGGUAUUACGGCGAGGAUGCGGAGGAGGAUGAAGAGGCAAAGCUGUUCAGGGAGCUUAUAAAAAGGGGUUUGGAACUGAGUUCUGCUUCUAAUCCUGGCGAUUACUUUCCCUUUUUAGGAUGGAUUGGUUACAAUAGUUUUGAGAAAGAAUUAGCUACGCAUAAGGAAAAAGAUUACAAAUUCAUGCACAACAUCAUUGAAGAACACCGGCGACGGCGGCGGAAUGGCAAUCAGGAAAACACGAUGGUCGAUCAUUUGCUUUCUUUGCAAGAAUCAGAACCCGAGUACUAUACUGAUCAAAUCAUCAUUGGGCUUGUUCUUGCGCUGCUGAUUGCCGGCACGGAUGCAUCGGCGGUGACUUCAGAAUGGGCAAUGUCCCUUUUACUGAAUCAUCCAGAAGUUUUGAAAAAAGCCAGAAAAGAACUAGACACUUUCGUGGGAUUCAAUCGCUUGGUAGAAGAAAAAGAUUUGCCAAAACUGCAAUACCUUCACUGCAUCAUUUUGGAGACUUUAAGAUUAUUUCCGUCAGUUCCCAUGCUCGUACCACACGAAUCAUCCGAUGAUUGCAAAGUCGGAGGCUACAAUAUCCCAAAAGGCACCAUGUUAUUGAUCAAUGCAUGGGCAAUUCACAGAGAUCCAACUGUAUGGGAUGAUCCCAUGAACUUUAAACCCGAAAGAUUUGAAAAAAUGGAAGUGGAAACCCAUAAACUGCUGCCAUUUGGAAUGGGAAGGAGAGCGUGUCCUGGGUUGGGUUUGGCUCAACGUAUGAUCGGGUUAGGUUUAAGUUCGCUGAUUCAGUGUUUUGAGUGGGAAAGAAUAAGUGCAGAGAAAAUUGAUCUGAGUGAAGGCCAUGGAAUCACCUUGCCUAAAGUCAAGCCAUUGGAAGCCAUGUGUAGACCUCGGAAUGCUAUGGUCAAUGUUCUUCAGGAACUUGCCUCCAGUGUUUGACCAACGUAUGUGUGUAUUUGACCUUUUGCUUCACUUUGAAUUAUCAUAGUAUUGUGCCCUUGUAAUGGAAUAAAUAUAUAUGAAUCCUAAGAAUAAAACUACUUAAUCAGGCUUAAAAAGGAGUGGAGAGACAUAUGUGUCAAAAAAUGGAAUAAAUAUAUAUGAAUCCUAAUUUUAGCACUUCUCUGUAA
This is a messenger RNA of Olea europaea var. sylvestris, 1742 nucleotides long. Its product is annotated as cytochrome P450 81D1-like. The record is from RefSeq and is a predicted model, not a curated record. The coding region runs from base 28 to 1551 and encodes 507 amino acids. Gene Ontology annotation, molecular function: oxidoreductase activity, acting on paired donors, with incorporation or reduction of molecular oxygen; iron ion binding; monooxygenase activity. The transcript has 2 exons. NCBI's taxonomy places the organism in Eukaryota, Viridiplantae, Streptophyta, Magnoliopsida, Lamiales, Oleaceae.